AUGGCCGUCUGUCACAUGCUGCUAGAGGGUGUGGCAGAAGAUCCAGCACUAAGGCACGCUUUGUGGCACGCGAAGGAAAUGGCUAGAGAAGAAGACAAAAAUCAAGAUGGCAAAAUGGAUCAGUUGUAUUUUAAAUUGGAGCUUCCAUUGCAAUCUACAGAACACGUAGUUGGUGUUCAGCUGAUUCUGGUCUUUUCCUACCAGCUUCAUAGAAUGUCAACAUUUGUGAUGCAGAGCAUGGCUUUCCUUCAGUUUUUUUCUCCUCUACCAGGGUCUUACCUCUAUGUGAAUGGAGACCUGAAACUGAACCAGAGGCAAUUACUUAACCAUUGUGGACUGGAUACCAGAUACAAUGUGUCUGUGAUCAAUGGCACAAGUCCUUUUGCGAGUGACUAUGAUCUAACAAACAUCAUUGCAGCAUAUCAAGAUAGAAAUGUAACAACAGUCUUCUCAGAUCCCAACCCUGUUUGGAUGAUUGGGAGAGCGGCGUUUAUCAUUAAUGCCACUAUUCAUUACCCAGUGGAAGUUAUUUUAUAUCAGCCAGGAUUUUGGGAAAUGAUUAAAUUUGCAUGGAUCCAGUAUGUCAGCAUCCUCCUUAUCUUUCUUUGGGUGUUUGAUAGGAUUAAAAUCUUUGUGUUCCAGAAUCAGGUGUUGACUACAACUCCGAUAUCACCACUUCUGCCAAUGUCUCCAGUAUUGACCUACAAACAGCACCAGUCCUGAGGAAAUGCUUGAAAAAACUUUAAAGAAAUGCAGUACGAAAAUAUAUAUCUGCUUUUAUUCUCUAUACCCUUCUUACUGCUUAAGAUGAGAGCUUUGUAAGUAUGUUAUGCAUAUGUUUGGUUCUUGCUUUGACAGUAAUUCUCUCUCCUCCUCCCCUCCCCCCCUUUUUUUUUCCUUAUAUGUAUUCAUUCAUAUACUUCUGUGGGAACACUGCUUUGAGACUGACACUUUAAGUUUUGUUGGCAGUUAAAGAACAACUGGUUACUUUUUGUAAUAGGAUUGUGUUUCAGAAACUUGUAGAAAUCAACGAGACCUUGCUUUUGAAUUAUCUUAGACUAACUAAACCAGGAAUACUGAAAAUGAUACGGUAACAGUAACAAUAUAAAGCAUUUUGCUGUCUUUUAAAUAAAUUAACUGCUGAGUUUUAAAAGAGUUUUGUCACCUGUUUGUAUGUGCAUUCAUGUGCACUGUGAAAGGAAGGAAGCCAGUGAGAGAAAGUAUUUUCAAAAUAAAAAAAAGAAAAACUUAAGAGUAAGAUGGCAUCAGAGCUACACUUCUCUAAUUAGUGGCUGUGCGUGCUUACCAGUUUAGCUACUAAAUUGGAUGAUGGAUAAAGUCAAGACUGAUGUGAGAAAUUGGGUUGUGGGUGAUAGUAUCUGGAAGAUUUGUGCAGUCAUUUGCUAUUGGUUUUGUAGCACUAGACCAUUAAUUGUGGAUCAAGAGUAAUAAAACAGAGAAGCUUGGUGUUUGUUUACAGAAAACUAACAAAAAACUACCAGUGAAACUUCAGAAUUUCAAACCAAAUUAAAAAUCACUUUCAGAACUUACAUGACAGUUCAGAUUGAGCAGAUCAAAAUUAAAUCAAUUGUAAUCACCUGGUGAGCAAUGAAAGACCAUGUCCACAAAAGGAAAAGCAACAAAAUUUAAGUAUGUUUUCAGUUUUGUAAUUAAGAGUUAAUUCUAGCAAAGAGCGUUAGGGAGAGAAGAAGUCUAAAGCAGUUCUAGAUGACAGUUAACAAAAAUGUUUAGUGUCUCUGUUUUUCUUGAACUCUUAAGACAUGGUUCAGCUAUUAAAUAUGGAAGAACAACUUGAACAGCAGAACUCCAUAUUCAGGACAUGGCCCUGUAGAAUUGAACGACCUACCAGUUUGAAGACCUGCCUGCUCCUUUUUCUUUUCUCCUUCUCAAAACAGGCAGCUUAGUUUGAACUUCUGUUUCAGCUCAUUUCAAACUUUGCAAUUUUGCAGCUUGCAUUUCUUCCAGCCACUAUGUGCUGGGUGGACUCUAACCUAUUUUUGAUGUAAAUGAAAUAUUAA
Messenger RNA from Struthio camelus australis, 2039 nucleotides. The record is from RefSeq and is a predicted model, not a curated record. NCBI's taxonomy places the organism in Eukaryota, Metazoa, Chordata, Aves, Struthioniformes, Struthionidae.